UCGACCACAGUGCCGCCCACUUAUUGUCAUGUCUAUUAUUUUAAUUCUAGGUCCUUUUCAGAGACUUUGUAAGUUAAGUUAAAUAAUUUUCCCCCUCUCUAUUGCACAUCAUUAUCUAUACUAUUUUUCAUAUCCAAGUAUCUGUGCUUGUACUUAAGAACGGAGUGUGAGUGCUUUUAAUUUUACUCAAGUGUGUGAUGAGUACUUUUCCCCCCUUCUGCCCCCACGGAAGGACCGCCCGUGCUUCUCUUCCCUCCCAGUCUGUGCUUUGCUCCCUUCCAGUAGGACUCCAACCCGGGUUUUUCCACGCGCAGGAGCAGAAAAGUUUCGCUCCCCACUGGAGCAAAGCGACGUAAGCGCCUCUUGUUGUGUCCCACAGUUUCGGAGCAAGUGGACCCGAAGGACGAGCAGUGGGUUCGGACACCGAUACCGGAGCGCACAUCUGAACGGAAUCACCGCGGUUGUCUGUGUGCGGCUGUGAGAUGCAAGCGUCACUGUUCGUGUUGGUCUGCGUCUUGGCUGCAGCUGCCGGCCAGGAGCCCGACCGCAACCACGGAUGUGCCCAUGGCAGCUGUUACCCGGCAACGGGGGACCUGCUGGUUGGACGAGAGAAGAACCUGAAGGCCUCAUCCACGUGCGGCAUGAGGAGGAAGGAGCCCUACUGCAUUGUCAGUCACCUGCAGGAGGAGAAGAAAUGUUUCGACUGUGACUCCAGACGGCCUUACGACCCCGUCUACAACACCAUCAAUCACCGCAUAGAGAACGUGAUCACCACCUUCAAGCCUCAUCGCAAGAAGUCAUGGUGGCAGUCCGAAAACGGAAAGUCAAAUGUAAAUAUCCAAUUGGACCUGGAGGCGGAGUUUCAUUUCACUCACCUCAUUAUGACUUUCAAGACAUUCCGUCCGGCAGCCUUGCUGAUUGAGCGUUCGGCCGAUUUUGGUCGCACGUGGCAGAUCUACCGUUAUUUUUCCCAUGACUGCGCCGCCAACUUCCCUGGUGUAUCCCAGGGUGCUCUGCACAGCAUCAACGAUGUUAUCUGCGAAUCGCGUUAUUCCGACAUCGAGCCAUCCACAGAGGGAGAAGUCAUCUACAGGGUGUUGGAUCCAGCCAUCAGGAUUGAGGAUCCAUACAGCCCAAACAUCCAGAACCAGCUGAAAAUCACCAACCUGAGGGUGAAUUUCACCAAACUUCACACACUGGGAGACAACCUGCUGGAUCCCAGACCUGAAAUCAAAGAAAAGUAUUACUACGCUAUUUACGAGCUGGUUGUGCGUGGAAAUUGCUUUUGCUAUGGCCACGCCUCAGAGUGCGCCCCAAUCGACGGCAUCAGGGAUGAUAUAGAAGGAAUGGUUCACGGCAAGUGUGUGUGUAAUCACAACACGAAAGGUUUGAACUGUGAGCGCUGUGAAGACUUCUACAACGACAUGCCAUGGAGACCCGCCGAGGGCCGCAACGCCAACGCAUGCAAAAAGUGCAAUUGCAAUAGCCACUCAUCAGUCUGCCAUUUUGACAUGGCGGUGUAUUUGGCCACGGGCAACGUCAGCGGAGGCGUGUGCGAUGACUGUCUGCACAACACGAUGGGCCGAAACUGUGAAUUGUGCAAACCUUUUUACUACAAAGAACCCUUCAAAGACAUCCGGGACCCUCGGGUCUGCGUAGCUUGUGACUGUGAUCCGGAAGGCUCCGAGAAUGGAGGGAUGUGUGACAGCCACACAGCGCCGACGUUGGGCAUGGUGGCCGGUCAGUGUCGCUGUAAGGCCAACGUUGAGGGCCAACGCUGUGACAAGUGUCGGACGGGCUACUUUGGCCUGAGUGCCGACAACCCUCAGGGCUGCCAGCCUUGCCGGUGUGACCACAGGGGAACGGUGGCGGGCAGCACCCAGUGCGACGCGGUCAGUGGCGACUGCUUCUGCAAGCGUCUUGUCACCGGACGAAGCUGUGAUCAAUGUCCGCCAGAACACUGGGGCCUGAGUCUUGACCUGAAUGGCUGCCGAGGCUGUGAAUGUGACAGUGGAGCUGCUCUGGAUAACCACUGCUCCAUCGAUAGUGGACAGUGUCGCUGCCGCAGUCACAUGACAGGACGCCAGUGUACACAGGUGGAGUCUGGCUAUUUCUUCAUGGCUCUGGAUUACCUUUUGUAUGAAGCUGAGUUGGCCAAAAUGGGUCAGGGCUGCACACUGGAGGCCAGGGAACACCAGCAAGGGCGUCCAGCCACAUGGACAGGUAUUGGGUUUGCCCGCAUACCCGAAGGUGGCACUCUUGAGUUCAUCAUCAGCAACAUCCCUUAUUCCAUGGAGUAUGACCUGCUCAUUCGCUAUGAGUCACAGAUGCCCCGGGACUGGGAAGAAGUACGAAUCACAGUCGUCCGUCCAGGCCCGAUUCCAACCAGCAGCCCCUGUGGGAACACAAUUCCAGAUGAUGACAAACUAGUUGUCGCCCUGCCCGCUGGAGCCAGGUUCAUGGUUCCUCCUCAGCCUGUGUGUCUGGAGAGAGGUGUGACAUAUACCAUCCGCUUCGAGUUCAGACGCUAUCAGGACGCCAAUGCUGUCCUUAAUGGAGCGGCCAACGCCAUCCUCCUCAUCGACUCUAUUGCCUUGAUGCCUCGUCACUCUUCCAUGGAGCUCUUCAACGCCGGGGACUUGGCUUCCAGCAACAGGAAACAGACCUAUGAGCGGUACCGCUGCCACGAGGGGUCGAAGAGCGUGACCCACCCUUCCAUGACUGACACCUGUGCUAAGCUGAUCGCAAGCAUGUCGGCUGUUAUUAACGACGGGGCUUUGCCUUGUAACUGCGACCCCCAGGGUUCCAUCAGCUCAGUGUGCGACGUCCGCGGGGGUCAGUGUCACUGCAGGCCCAAUGUGAUUGGCCGACAGUGCGAACAGUGUGCCCCAGGAACUUACGGUUUUGGACCCUCGGGCUGCAUUGCCUGCGGUUGCAGCGUGGAAGGCUCGGUCACUCGGCUGUGUGACAAGUACACCGGGCUGUGCCAGUGCCGCCCCGGAGCGUUUGGCCAACAGUGCGACAGAUGCCAGGCAGGUCACUGGGGCUUCCCCAACUGUCGCCCCUGCCAAUGCAACGGCCACGCCGACGAGUGUGACCAGAGAAGCGGCGCGUGCAUUCACUGUAGGGACAACACCGGAGGAGACCAGUGCGACAGGUGUGCCAAUGGCUACUAUGGUAACCCAAUCCUCGGCGUAGGAGCUGGCGGCUGGUGUCGCCCGUGCCCCUGUCCGGACGGCCCCACCAGUGGACGGCAUUUUGCAGCAUCCUGUUACCAAGACAACCGUAACCGGCAAAUUGUCUGCAACUGUAACCAGGGAUACACAGGGAUUGUUAAACGCUCCAGGCUAACCAUUUGUAAACGUACUCGAUGUGAGGCGUGUGCUCCCGGUUACUAUGGCAACCCCUCUCAGCCCGGGGGAGGCUGCCGGCCGUGCCAGUGCAACAACAACAUAGACAUGUCCGACAUUGACGCGUGCGACCGGCGGAUCGGCGAAUGCAGGAAAUGCCUUUACAACACGGAAGGACCCGACUGCGGCAUCUGCAAAAGUGGUUAUUUUGGAGACGCUUCAAGACGCAACUGCAGGAAAUGCAUAUGUAACUUCCUUGGUACGGAGCGCAGCCAGUGUAUGGAGCGUGAGGACUGCGUGUGUCAACGGCAAACAGGGCAGUGCCAAUGUCUACCAAACGUCAUCGGUCAGACGUGUGACCACUGCUCCCCCGGCCACUGGAACCUGGCUAGUGGAAAAGGCUGCGAACCCUGCAGUUGUGACCCCCACAACUCGGUCACCUCAUCAUGUAACGAGUUUAGUGGACAGUGUCAGUGCCGCGAUGGAUUCGGUGGGAAAACCUGCACAGACUGUCAGGAGAACUACUGGGGAAACCCUCGGACACAGUGUAGAGCUUGUGACUGCGACUGGCGAGGCAUUGAGACGUCUCAGUGCAACCGAGUCACAGGUCAUUGCGUAUGCCAGCAGGGGGUGUCGGGUGUCCGCUGUGACCAGUGUGCCCGAGGUUUCUCUGGCGUCUUCCCCAACUGCCAGCCCUGCCAUCAAUGCUUUGGGGACUGGGACCGCAUUGUCCAGGAUCUGGCGGUGCGCACCAGGGCUUUGGCAGAGCGUGCCCAUGAGAUUCAGACCACUGGCCUUACCGGCCCAUAUGAGAAGGCUUUCAGGGACCUUGAGGAGAAACUGGCCCAAGCUCAAAGUAUCGUCAACUCACGCAAUGCCACUGCUGCCGCCGUUACCACUCUGAUGGAGCUGAUUGAACAGCUUAGAUCUCAGAUCGGCGACACCACCGACACAUUGAACCGUCUGGAAGGAGAUCUGACUGUCGUCCAGGACAGCAACUCAGAAGUAAGCAAGGAGCUGAGUUCUCUUGAGAGAGAGGCCAGAGAACUGAACCUUACCUCAGAGCAGCUCCAUCACCAGCUUGAUAUCCUAAAAAACUCCAAUUUCCUAGGCGCAUACGACAGCAUUCGUACCUCCUACAACAAGUCUUACGACGCUGAGCGACGUGCCAACCAGUCGACCGUGAGCAGGCCCAGCACAGUCAGCCAAUCGGCAGACACCCGCCGUCGCACCGAGCGCCUCAUCUCUGCUAAGAAGGACGACUUUAACCGUAGAAAUGCCGCCAACAAGCGCUCGCUGGGAGAAAUCAAGACCAAAGUCCAGAAUCUGGACUUGCGGAAGAUCAACGAGAAGGUUUGUGGUACAAUGGACGACGCUCCCUGUGCUGAAAGCCCUUGCGGAGGUGCGGGUUGCCGUGACGAUGAAGGGAACCGUCACUGUGGAGGCCUAAACUGUAACGGUGCUGUGGCGGCAGCUGACAAUGCUUUGGAGAGAGCCAAGCAUGCAGAGAAGGAGCUCAACAAAGCCAUGGGAGAAGUGGAAGGACUCGUUACCAAGGUGGCGGAAGCAAAGACCAAGGCAGAGGAGGCCAGGGGGAAAGCCCAAGCAGCUCUCAACAAGGCCAAGGCCACCAAGAACCAAGUGGAGCGCUCCAACAAGGACCUGCGAGACCUUAUCAAACAGAUCAGGGACUUCCUCCUGCAGGAAGGGGCCGACCCUGACCAUAUCGAGGCGGUGGCCAAUCGUGUGCUGGAGCUCUCCAUCCCCGCUUCUCCUCUCCAGAUCAAACAUCUUGCGGACGAAAUUAAAGAGCGCGUCCGCAGCCUCUCCAAUGUCGAUGCCAUCCUGGCGCAGACGCAGAACGAUGUCCGUAAGGCGGAAAAACUACUACUGGAUGCCAAGAGGGCAAGGCAUCACGCUGAAGGUGUGAAGACCACCGCAGAGAGAGUGAAGCAGGCCUUGGUGGAUGCUAAGACUGCCCAGACAUCUGCAGAGAAGGCCAUCGCCAGAGCCAGAGCUGACAUUGAUGACACAGAAACCCGCCUGGCACAGAUAGAAUCAGAGACAUCUAACGGUGAGCGGCAACUAAGCGAAGCCAUAAACCGUCUGAGCACGUUGGGCCGUGAGAUCAAUGUGCUUAAGACCAAACGCGCUAACAACAGCAUGACAGCAGCUCGGGCUGAAGAGACAGCCACCAUGGCACGAGACAAGGCAAAUGAAGCCAAGCAGAUUCUAGAUGGACAGCUGACCGAUAAGUACCAUGAGGUGAAACAGCGUGUUGACACCAAAGCCAAAGCUGUUCAAGAUGCCAAGACGAAGGCAGAGAGCCUCAGGGACGAAGCGAAACAACUACUGCAGGACGCCCAGAAAAAGUUGCAGAGACUAACAGAGCUGGAGAAAAACUACGAAGAGAACGAGAGAAGGUUGGAAGGGAAAGCUCGUCAGCUGGAUGGCUUGGAAGACAAGAUGAAAGCAAUCCUCAAUGACAUCAACAAACAGAUCCAAAUUUACAACACAUGCCAGUAGUAGACGUCACUUCUGGGCUGACUUACUCUGCACCCUGCAUGUCGGGUGGAACAUGCCAGAAAAGCAGCAUGUGUGCAAGUUGUAUUGGUUUUCAGUGUUUAAAAAACAAUCUGGAAUUGUAUGCUUGUAAAUGUGAGUCCUAAAUAUUUAAAAAAAAAUGUGUGUGUAAUUUAAAUCACAGAUGUCAAAGUCCAAAGAUACGAGAUACAAUAACGUUUUUUUUUUUUCUUAUUUGGAGGCAGCAGGUAAAAAAAAAAUGGGAAGCUUGUUUUGAUCUUUACUCACCACGUUUGACCUGCUGGAAUUUAUACAUACUGACAACCGCUGAGUGGCUUGGUUUUGAACCGAUUACGGUAAAUCUAAACCGUCAUGUGUAACCCACUCCUGGUUUUUGUCAGAAUCGAACGGAAGCCAAUAAGGAAUGUCUGAAACAUGUAUUCUGGUAAUCAACUCCCAAGAUUAAGGGCGAUAUUAAGAACUGGUGAACUGAACGUAUAGUAUGACACUUGUCAGUAUUCCAUUACAGUUAACAUAACUGUUGAAUUUUACCAGCCUUAUAUUUCAUAUUCCUCAGAAUAGUUUCAAUUUAACAAUACAAACAUGUUUUACAGUACAAAGGUGUGUUAGGGCCACACAUAAAUAAUUAUACACUAUUAUAGUUAUUAUAAGAAUAAAUUGUAAAAUGUAUUUCACAUCAUAACUUGACACUACAUUCAACAUGUUUGACAAAAUGUGACAUACCAAAGAUGAGAACAAAAGUAAUAUUGUACUAUUGAAUUACAGUGCCUUAAUUUUGUCAAUAAAGGUUUUAAGUCUG
Molecule: messenger RNA, 6693 nt
Organism: Hippocampus comes (tiger tail seahorse)
Lineage: Eukaryota; Metazoa; Chordata; Actinopteri; Syngnathiformes; Syngnathidae
Gene: lamb2
Product: laminin, beta 2 (laminin S)
Exons: 36
Coding region: 483-5876 (1797 amino acids)
Biological process (GO): basement membrane assembly; cell migration; tissue development
Cellular component (GO): laminin trimer
Source: RefSeq, a predicted model, not a curated record